AUGACCCCUGGAACCAUUUGUCGUAAUUUUGGAGACACAAGUUUCAGCUCAAUCUUAGGGGGUUUCAUUUAUCAAACCACUGAAGCUUUUAAAGAAGUUGCAAUAAUUAGUCAUCCUUCAAUUGGUGGAUAUGCAUUUAGAUUAACUACUUCAUCAGUCACUCUUCAGGAAUGUAGCACUGAUUCACGUGGUGGCAAAAAAAGAAGCGAGCUUCAAUUUAAGGUUGAAAUAAGCACAAUGCUUAUGUAA
Molecule: messenger RNA, 249 nt
Organism: Lactuca virosa
Lineage: Eukaryota; Viridiplantae; Streptophyta; Magnoliopsida; Asterales; Asteraceae
Source: the annotation of a GenBank genome assembly